AUGAGGCCUCCUUCUGCAACUUAUCACAAACUCUGUUCAACGCUCUUACGAUAUCUUCCUUCCCUUAAUACCCCUCGAAACUUCCAAAGCUCACACUUUCAGUCCUCCAAAAACUUCUACACACUGAACCCUACUACUGCCAUUCACACUUUCAUCAGGCCCAUUUCCGUCAUUUCUAUUAGUCCUCCGCAGUUGAUCGCCGUCGUACGGGGCAGAAGAUCGAGUAUCGCCGGCGUUUCAACCAUGGCCAGCGGCGAAGAAAAUUCAGUUACGUUUCAGUUAACUCCGUCGAGCUUGUUGAAGAUUCAGAAAGGUGAUAUUACUCGCUGGUCCAUAGAUGGAUCCUCUGACGCUAUUGUCAACCCUGCGAAUGAGAGAAUGUUGGGUGGUGGUGGUGCUGAUGGAGCCAUACAUCGAGCUGCUGGUCCAGAAUUACGAGAUGCAUGCUAUAAAGUACGAGAGGUGCAUCCUGGAGUUCGCUGCCCAACAGGAGAAGCAAGGAUUACCCCAGGUUUCAGAUUGCCAGCUUCUCAUGUAAUCCACACUGUUGGACCAGUAUAUGAUACUAACCCAAAUCCUAAAGCCUCUUUGACAAAUGCAUAUAGAAAUAGCCUGCGUGUGGCAAAAGAGAACAACAUUCAGUAUAUUGCUUUUCCUGCCAUAUCAUGUGGGGUCUUUGGAUAUCCUUAUGAUGAAGCUGCCACUGUCGCUAUAUCUACUGUCAAAGAAUUUGGCAGUGACCUCAAAGAGGUACACUUUGUGCUGUUUUCAGAUGAAAUUUAUGAGGCAUGGGUGACAGCAGCGAAUGAACAGUUGAAUUAAUUACGAGUAUCUGGAAGAUGAAGGUUGCGGCGAUGGACAUCGGUGAAGUAUAACGACAUACUCAGAUAUUGAAAUGUCAAAAUAUAUGAUUCUGCUGAAUAAAUAU
Messenger RNA from Solanum verrucosum, 928 nucleotides. RefSeq lists its product as uncharacterized. NCBI's taxonomy places the organism in Eukaryota, Viridiplantae, Streptophyta, Magnoliopsida, Solanales, Solanaceae. The transcript is spliced from 7 exons. Bases 1 to 822 code for a protein of 273 amino acids. The record is from RefSeq and is a predicted model, not a curated record.